This is a messenger RNA of Pteropus alecto (black flying fox), 3242 nucleotides long. RefSeq names its product armadillo repeat containing 5 (gene ARMC5). Lineage: Eukaryota; Metazoa; Chordata; Mammalia; Chiroptera; Pteropodidae. The record is from RefSeq and is a predicted model, not a curated record. The coding region runs from base 115 to 2964 and encodes 949 amino acids. The transcript has 6 exons. Gene Ontology annotation, cellular component: cytosol. Gene Ontology annotation, molecular function: protein binding. Gene Ontology annotation, biological process: anatomical structure morphogenesis.
AGCGGCGCUAUUUAAAAAGCGUCAGCGAGGAGGUGCUUGGCUACGUCCCUCUCUUCCAGUUCCGCUCCCUUGGAUCAGCGGCGAGAGGGGGAGGAGCUUUAGGCCUGAGCCAAGAUGGCGACUGCGAAACCAACCCCCACGGACUCGCUCUCGUUCUGCCUCGCGCAGCUCACAGCGGCGGCCGGGGAGGGUCUAGGUGGGGGAAAGGACACAGCUACCAACGAGACACCCUUGGGGCGUGCGCUCUUAGCCCUCCGCACGCGCCACGUCAAGGCAGCGGGUGGAAUCGAGCGCUUCCGGGCACGCGGCGGGCUCCGCCCCCUUCUCGCGCUGCUGCGGCGAGCGUCUGCAGCGGGCCCCGCCCCGUCCCAGGUUUGCCCCGGCUCCACCCCUUUGUCGGUCCAGUCAGCGGCUUCUGCUGGCCCCGCCCCCUCGUCGGACUCCUCCCCCUCCAUUGCGUCCUCGUCGUCGCCCUCGCCGCCAGCGCGCCUGCGCAAGACCCUGGACUUGGCGCUCAGCAUCUUAGCCAACUGCUGUACGGAAGGGGCGUGCCGGGCUGAAGUGCGCAGACUCGGAGGCAUUCUCCCUUUGGUGACGAUUCUGCAGUAUGUGAAGACAGACAGCAUCCAGAACCGAACAGCUCGUGCUCUGGGCAACUUAGCCAUGGAACCUGAGAGCUGUGACAACAUCCAUUCUGCUGGUGCUGUUCCCCUGCUUGUUGAGAGCUUGAUGGCCUGCCAGGACUCACAGUGCCUGCAGAGUGUGGUUCGUGCCCUCCGCAACCUGGCAGACUCACCCCAGCACCGCCUGGCCCUGGCACAGCAGGGAGCAGUGCGCCCACUGGCUGAGCUUCUGGCUGCUGCCCCAGACCCUGAACUGACCUUGGCCUUAGUCCGUGCCCUCCUAGAGUUGAGUCGAGGCUGCUCCCGGGCCUGUGCUGAGCAACUAAGUUUGGGUGGGGGACUAGGCCCACUGGUCAGCCUGGCCUCCCACCCCAAAAAGGCGGUACGCGAGGCAAGUAUCCUGAUCCUUGCCAACCUGUGUGCCCAGGGCCUGGUACGGCCUGCACUGGGCAAUGCUGGUGGUGUGGAGGUGUUACUGGGUGAACUCCAGCGGCGCCGGGGUCCCAGUGGGGCUGGCCUAGCCUCCCAGCAACCCCUAGUGAGGGCUGUGUGUCUGCUGUGCCGGGAGGCCAUCAACAGGGCCCGGCUGCGGGAUGCUGGUGGUUUGGAGCUGCUGAUGGGCCUGUUGCGGGACCCUUGUGCCAGUGCCUGGCACCCUCGUGUUGUGGCUGCCCUCGUGGGCUUCCUCUAUGAUACAGGGGCCCUGGGCCGGCUGCAGGUUCUGGGACUUGUACCUCUCUUGGCUGGGCAGCUGUGUGGUGAGGCCGGUGAUGAGGAGGAAGAAGGAAGAGAAGCUGCUUCCUGGGACUUUCCUGAGGAGCAGACCCCUGAGCGGGUAGAGGCUGGUAGUUUCCGAAGCCUCAGGUCAUGGCUGAUAUCUGAGGGCUAUGCCGCAGGCCCAGGAGACAUCUCCCCAGACUGGUCCCCAGAGCGCUGUCCUCCGCUUCCACCACCUGAGCCAGCCGAGCCAGCUAGCCCCACCCGGGGUACAGCCUUGCUUCGGACGCCUCGUGCACUGCGCACACCAGGGCCAGGCCGCAGUCCUGCCACCACUGAGGAGCCUUGGGGCCGCGAGGGGCCAGCACUGCUGCUGCUGUCGCGCUUCUCCCAGGCUCCCGACCCCAGUGGGGCGCUGGUGACUGGCCCAGCCCUGUGUGGCCUACUGGCCUAUGUGACUGGCGCACCGGGCCCACCGAACCCACGUGCACUUCGUAUCCUGGCGCGCCUCACCUGCAACCCAGCUUGCCUUGAGGCCUUCGUUCGCAGCUAUGGUGCCGCGUUGCUGCGAGCCUGGCUGGUGCUUGGUGUAGCCCCAGAUGACUGGCCCAUACUGCGUGCCCGGCCCCUCAGUCGCCGCAGCCAGCACCAGUACCAGCACCGGGAGCUGGGUGAGAUGCUGCUGCAGAACCUGUCUGUGCAGGCCGAAUCGCCCUUUGGUGUGGGUGCCCUCACGCACUUGCUGCUCUCUGGGAGCCCUGAGGACCGUGUGGCCUGCGCACUGACCCUGCCCUUCAUCUGUCGGAAGCCCUCUCUGUGGCGCCGACUACUUCUGGACCAGGGUGGCCUCCGUCUCCUCCUCUCGGCACUAACUCAGCCAGCUCCACAUCCACUCUUCCUCUUCUUUGCUGCGGAUUCCCUUUCCUGCCUUCAAGGCCUGGUGUCUCCCACAAGGAGCCUAGCCUUCCCACCUGCAAUCCCCUUGGACCUAGACCUGCCCUCCCCUUGCCUCUAUGAACCUCUGCUGGGCCCAGCCCCCAUCCCAGACCCUGAUCUGCACUUCCUACUAGACUCAGGCCUACGGCUCCCUGCCCAGCGAGCUGCCUCAUCUACUGCCUCCCCUUUCUUCCGGGCUCUGCUAGCUGGCAACUUCGCUGAAGCCCAGAUGGACCUAGUACCACUUCGAGGCCUAUCACCCAGUGCAGCCUGGCCUGUUCUGCAUCACUUGCAUGGCUGCCGGGGCUGUGGGGCAUCCCUGGGCCCCAUUCCCCCGCCAGGCCAGCCCCUGCUGGGCUCAGAGGCUGAGGAGGCACUGGAAGCUGCUGGCCGUUUCCUGCUGCCUGGGCUGGAGGAAGAGCUGGAAGAGGCUGUGGGCCAUAUCCACCUGGGACCUCAGUGUAGUCCAGAGUCAGUGGGUGAAGUAUUCCGCCUGGGCCGGCCACGGCUAGCUGCCCACUGUGCCCGCUGGACACUGGGGCCAGGGCAGUGCCCACGGAAGCGGGCCUUGGCCCUGGUGGGGCUUGUGGAGGCAGCAGGUGAGGAGGCAGGUCCCCUGACUGAAGCUUUACUGACUGUGGUAAUGGGGAUUGAACGGGGGGGCAAGAGUCCAAGCCUAGACUAUUAAUAUCUCCUCGGAGGGGACCCAAGGAUGCGUUGACUAUGAAGAAGGCCUCCCUCAGAGUGGCACGGGAAGAAGUCUGAGCAGAAGGAGUCACCUCUGAAGACUGAUGAGAGGAUGGAACUAGACCCCAGGAUGGUGGACUGAAGACUCAGGAGUAAGAAGCCAAGGCAAGGGUCUGGGCAUGAGGCCCAUGAGAUGGAGAAGGGCCCAGGGCCCCAGGCCCCUGGCCUGGCCUACCCUUCUGGAAUUGAGAUUAAAACUUUGAAAUUGGAUAUCUCUUA